UGUUGAAACUCAAACGCAAGGAGCCUCUUCAUUUCUCUAGAGCCUUCCCCCCUUCCCCCCCUUUCUGUAGGGUUCUUACUUUGAAGAUUGCUUCUUACUCUCGCUUUUGCUCUUACCUUCCCUCGCUUGAUUUAAAUUUCACAUUUCUUUUGUCCUAGUUACGGUUUUUCAUCUUCCACUCUGCAAAUCGAUGGCGGCACCGGCUAUCUCCCAGCCCAGAUCCUCCAAGACCGAGUCCUACGUCGAUAAUAAACGCAAGGAGGAUAUACGCCACGCCAACAUUGUGGCGGCCCGAGCUGUGGCAGACGCCGUGAGGACUAGUCUUGGCCCCAAAGGAAUGGACAAGAUGAUUUCGACGGCAAGCGGCGAGGUUAUUAUCACCAAUGACGGCGCUACCAUUCUCAACAAAAUGGAGGUUCUUCAGCCCGCUGCAAAGAUGCUUGUCGAGCUCUCCAAAUCACAGGACGCCGCCGCUGGUGAUGGUACAACAACCGUUGUCGUUAUUGCUGGGGCGCUAUUGAAACAGUGUCUCUCACUCCUAUUUAGCGGAAUCCACCCCACGGUAAUCUCCGAUUCUCUUCAUAAAGCUUCUACUAAAGCUGUUGAUGUGUUAACUGCCAUGGCUGUUCCCGUUGAAUUGUCGGACCGUGAAUCCCUAAUUAAAUCUGCAAGUACUUCGUUAAAUAGUAAAGUAGUGAGUCAGUAUUCGACGCUUCUUGCUCCAUUGGCAGUUGAAGCGGUUCUCUCUGUAGUUGACCCUGCCAAGCCGGAUAUGGUGGACUUGAGGGAUAUUAAGAUAGUGAAGAAGCUAGGAGGAACCGUGGAUGAUACUGAGAUGGUUAAAGGGCUGGUGUUUGACAAGAAAGUUAGUCAUGCCGCAGGUGGGCCAACAAGGGUGGAAAAUGCCAAGAUUGCUGUGAUUCAGUUUCAGAUUUCCCCUCCAAAGACUGAUAUAGAGCAGAGCAUUGUGGUUUCUGAUUACACACAAAUGGAUAGGAUUUUGAAGGAAGAGAGAAAUUAUAUUUUAGGUAUGAUUAAGAAGAUUAAGGCAACUGGAUGCAAUGUUUUAUUGAUUCAAAAGAGCAUCUUGAGAGAUGCAGUCACAGAUUUGUCCCUGCAUUAUCUGGCAAAAGCCAAGAUUUUGGUGGUUAAGGAUGUGGAGAGAGAUGAAAUUGAGUUCAUAACUAAGACUUUAAAUUGCUUGCCUAUUGCAAAUAUUGAGCAUUUCAAGGAGGAGAAACUGGGGCAGGCAGAUCUUGUUGAGGAGGUUUCACUUGGCGAUAGCAAGAUUGUUAAGAUUAGUGGAAUUAGGAAUAUGGGAAGGACUACAACCGUGCUUGUGCGUGGAUCAAAUCAGUUGGUUAUUGAUGAGGCAGAACGAAGCUUGCAUGAUGCCUUAUGUGUGGUUAGGUGUCUGGUGAAUAAGCGAUUUUUAAUUGCUGGAGGUGGGGCUCCAGAGAUAGAAUUAUCGAGGCAGCUUGGGGCAUGGGCAAAGGUGCUACAUGGGAUGGAAGGAUACUGUGUAAGGUCGUUUGCCGAGGCACUUGAGGUGAUACCAUAUACUUUGGCUGAGAAUGCAGGUCUGAAUCCAAUUGCUAUUGUAACUGAGCUGAGGAAUAGGCAUGCUCAAGGGGAGAUCAAUGCUGGAAUCAAUGUCAGAAAAGGACAGAUAACAAAUAUCUUGGAGGAGAAUGUGGUGCAACCGUUGCUUGUGAGCACAAGUGCAAUAACACUAGCAACUGAAUGUGUACGGAUGAUUUUGAAGAUUGAUGACAUUGUUACUGUUAGGUAGUUUCAAACCAGAGAUGAUAUUUGUUUGUCUAGCAAUGCUCUGUUUGUUUUGUGCUUCUUAGUUUAUCGUAUGCUUGAAUUUAGCGUUAUGGUUCCUUUGUUGCUGAAAAUGUUUGUUUGUGUAUCUGGAUUUUUAUGCCAUUUUCAUCUGGAGGUUUUUUAGGUUUUACUUUA
This is a messenger RNA of Manihot esculenta (cassava), 1965 nucleotides long. RefSeq names its product T-complex protein 1 subunit delta. Lineage: Eukaryota; Viridiplantae; Streptophyta; Magnoliopsida; Malpighiales; Euphorbiaceae. Gene Ontology annotation, biological process: protein folding. The coding region runs from base 191 to 1792 and encodes 533 amino acids. The record is from RefSeq and is a predicted model, not a curated record. Gene Ontology annotation, molecular function: ATP binding; ATP hydrolysis activity; ATP-dependent protein folding chaperone. The transcript has a single exon. Gene Ontology annotation, cellular component: chaperonin-containing T-complex.